Molecule: messenger RNA, 1611 nt
Organism: Cladocopium goreaui
Lineage: Eukaryota; Dinophyceae; Suessiales; Symbiodiniaceae
Source: the annotation of a GenBank genome assembly
CUUGGGCCGCAAUGGCAAUGGGAGAAGAAUCACAAUGGGAAGUUGCGGAGAUUGCCAAAGCACUGCAGGAUCACACUGUGGCGAUUGCAGACCUUCAAACCUCUAUGAAAGAGCUUUUCGAUCAUCAAAGCAGUUUGUUGAUCCGUGAGAUUUGUCGUCUCCGGCCUGGUCCAAGCCAAACGAAUUCACCCGAGAAGGUGGUGCCACCCAUCGAAGAUCUGAUCUCUGUGGAUCUCGAUCGCGAUAUGAAGACAAUUGCUCUAUCCACCGAGCCAGACGAGCCGCAGCCCGUCAAGCAAGAUGAUGAGCUCGGUGAGCUUCCGGAGCUACCGCCACAGCCGCCACAGCAGGAGAGGAGUUCCCUCAUGAGCAUUUUUUCAAACCGGACCACCACGACCACGCAGCAGACGGUACGGAACACCGCCCAGAGUGUGCAGAUGGCGCGCACUGAGACGAAUGUGUCAAUGGUUCCCAUGAAGCCUGGAGUCAGCGAAAUGGUGGUGCAAUCUUCAACCACUCAGUCGCAGCAAGCAAGCCGUUACACCUUUGUUGGACAACAACUUCUCAAACACAAGGAGAACGCCACUAAAGCUGCCCUCGAACGAGGCUACAGCGCUGUGAACAUAGCACGCCGCGUGAGUCAGUUUCAGCCACACGUGGACCAAUCGAAUGCCACAUCGCCAUACCUCUACGAGCUGGUGACGUCUCGCUCAUUUAUGUAUGUCAUGAUGACUGUUAUCCUCCUGAAUCUCAUCUUGCUUGGGAUUGAGGUGGAGCUAUCGGCUGCUGCGCCGCUGAGUGAACAAAGAAAGCUCUUCUUCUUCGGUUCAAAUAUUGUCAUCGUCUUCGUCUACGCUCUGGAAAUGAUCCUGAAACUCUUCGCUUUUGGGUGCACGGGUUUCUUUUUGGGAACCGACCGAGCGUGGAAUAUGUUUGAUUUCUCCAUCACCACGCUGUCAGUGAUCGAAUCCAUGGGCGAUAUUGUGACCACUGCCUCUGCGAAUGUGGAGUCCAGCUUCUUUCGCGUGGUUCGUUUCGUCCGCUUAGCCCGAGCUUUGCGGGGUAUCAGAGUCAUUCGCUUGAUUCACUAUGUGGGUGCUUUGAGAACUCUCGUGUUUGCCAUUGCCAGCACAGCAGGGUCGCUGGUUUGGACAUUGUUGCUGCUAAUAUUGAUUUUCUACAUCUUUGGGGUCAUCUUCGCCCAGAUUGUUGUGGACAACUGCGUUCUCCACGGGCAAACGUGUGACAACGAGAACCUCGCAUUGUAUUGGAAUGGAGUGGGAACCAGUAUGGUCACCCUCUUCAUGGUGGUUUCUGGCGGAGUCAAUUGGGAAGACAUUUAUCGUCCUCUGAGAGAGAUUUCAAGUAUCGCUGUUGCAGGCCUAGUGAUCUACAUCAUCAUCAGCGUGUUUGCUAUUUUGAACGUGGUUCAAGACUCUUCUGAAGUCGUCAAAGCCGACUAUUGAAGUGUUGCUGGGAUGUUUCUCUGGCACUAGAGACAGCAACAGCACAGCGGCGAAUCGAAAAAGAUUUCGCAAGGUAAGCCUUCUAAAUGUGCAGAUGCCUUGGGUUUCGACCGGUGCGCGCAGUCAUUUGUGCGGAAAACUUCUG